Grus americana (Whooping crane) is the source of this 939-nucleotide messenger RNA. RefSeq lists its product as uncharacterized. Lineage: Eukaryota; Metazoa; Chordata; Aves; Gruiformes; Gruidae. The coding region runs from base 51 to 821 and encodes 256 amino acids. The record is from RefSeq and is a predicted model, not a curated record. The transcript has 5 exons. Gene Ontology annotation, cellular component: membrane.
UUCCUGUACUACCGGAGGGAGAGACAGUCAGGCCAUAUACUUCAGCAACUAUGAGCCAGCACAUUGGGAAGCUUUGUAGAUCUGCAGUGUCUUCAUUCCUCCUCUUCUUGCUGGUGGUACGUUGUCAAGAUACUCCAACUUUUAUGACUGCUGCAUCGGUACACUGUUAUCUAACUGGAGAGAGAAAAUUUGGACCUCAGAUUCCCCUAAGAAGAUCCAGUGGGCUCAUUGAUGUUGGUGUUAGUGGUGGAAGUGCAAGCAAGGAGAAUGCAGCUGUAACUCAUGUAACAGCACAGCCUUCGUUGUUGACAACACCUGAGCCAUGGCACCUUUUGGUGACUCAAACACCAGCCAAGGAAAAAGCCAAAGAGGGUGAAACUGUGGUCUUAAAUUGCCACUUCAGCAGUCCACGACAUCCCUCCCUGACUGACCUGAUAGUGAAGUGGUACAAAGAAGAUGAGAAGGGGCAGAUAGACCUGCUAGAAAACAAUGUGACCGUCUUGCCAAAUAACUCCAGGGUUUUCAUGAGUGGAGACAUAUCCCAAGGGGAUGCUUCCCUGGUGAUCCUCAAUGUGACAACCAGUGACCACGGCAUUUACUUCUGUGAGGUUACACUUCCGGAUGGGACGGUGGUGACAGGAGAUGGUACACAGCUCAGGAUCAGGAGGGCUCUGGGCUUGUUUGGUAUAGAAGAAUCCAUUGGUACAAUCAUUGGGGUUGUGGCAGCUGGUAUCGGAGGUGUACUGGUUCUGAUCAUUGUUUUAACCCCGCAGCUGAGAAGGUGCGUCCUCUGCAUGAGGCAGGGCUCUCGCCAAGUGUAGCUUGAGGUGCAGCAUUACAGGAGUCACUGGAAGAUGCAAAGCCUAUGGAUGGAACAACUUCUGAUGUCCUGUAAGCCAAAAGUGGAGCUCUAGAUGGAAUAAAAGCUUUCGCCUCUGU